CAAAAUUAAAACUAAGUACCAAUACGAUAAUGUAUCUUGGUAUUACUCAUCAACAAUAGUAAAAAGAAGUAUUUGAAUUUUACAUUAACAGUUACUUUCAGCCAUUUUUAUCUGUUGUAAAGAUAACAGGUUUGCCAAUCUUCAAGUGCCUGACAAAUCUUCUUGGUGACAAAUCAAUAUAAACUCGGUUUCCUUCGGUUUUAAUCUUAUUGAAGGUUUUUAAGUGUUAGUAUUACAGGUAGAGGGUCGUAGAGUUUUAUUCCAAGAAGCGACAAAUUUCUUAGACAAGAAAUCCUUUUCUAGUGAAUCUAAAUCAUUUUUAGCCUACCUACUAAUCAAAAACUGUUUCAUACACUAUUUGUAGGAUAUAUUUGAAUCACCGAAUAAGAGUGGCCAAUUUACCAUGGACAUUUUGGACGUCGUCAUUCAAACCUGCAUUCCUCCAGAAUGGCAGGGUGUUAAUUCAUCAAAUGUAACUCGCCAAGAUUAUGUCAGCAACAGAUACAGGCUUUUUGAGUUACCGACGCACAGCACGGAAUAUUCAAGAGAAAUGGAGGUAUUUAGGGAAGGGGAUUUGUAUGGCCGAGUAACAAAAGUUCAACGAGUCCAAAAUCCGUUCCAAUUGGGACGAUUACUUCUGCGUCAGGAACAAAAGAAGAAUAGGGACGAGAUUGUUAAUGAGGUGAAAUAUUAUCAUCCAUUGACAGAUGAAACACAACUUCAGACAGCAUUAGAAUACAACAUGGACGUCAGAAGAUACGGAAACAAAGAUUAUAGACAAGGGGAUAGAGAUCCAAGGUUCUACAGAACCCCAAAAGAAGCCUUUGACUCAAUAACUACAUGUCAGUAUAUCCUCGUGUGCGUUGUACUGAGCACUGGCGAAUAUGAAAGUUUUACCAGGCAAAACGACACAGAGUAUAUGCCAGUGUAUGUCAUAAAAUUGGUUUGAAGAGAUAAUAAACAUUUACAAAAUUUCAUGAAAAAUUGUUAUAUUUGCAUUGUAGUUUACAUUUUUAAAGCUA
Molecule: messenger RNA, 1022 nt
Organism: Macrosteles quadrilineatus (aster leafhopper)
Lineage: Eukaryota; Metazoa; Arthropoda; Insecta; Hemiptera; Cicadellidae
Exons: 3
Coding region: 404-949 (181 amino acids)
Source: RefSeq, a predicted model, not a curated record